Molecule: messenger RNA, 1230 nt
Organism: Acanthamoeba castellanii str. Neff
Lineage: Eukaryota; Discosea; Longamoebia; Acanthamoebidae
Product: saccharopine dehydrogenase
Exons: 8
Coding region: 1-1230 (409 amino acids)
Biological process (GO): glycolipid biosynthetic process
Cellular component (GO): plasma membrane
Source: RefSeq, a predicted model, not a curated record
AUGGCGCACAAGCAAGAAGAGAGGGAGUACGACGUGCUUGUGUGGGGCGCGACCGGGUUCACAGGCCGGCUGGUAGCGCAGUACAUGGCGGGGCGCGCCAAAGCUGCUGGCCUGCGCUGGGCCGUGGGCGGCCGCAGUGCCGCACGACUGGCUGAGGUCAAGCGCGGGCUGGAGGCCACCCACGGUGAGCUCGACGAGGUGGGAGUGGUCACGGGCGACUCGACUAACGCGGCCGACAUGGAGGCGGUGGCGCGUACGACCAGAGCUGUGAUAAGCACUGUGGGUCCCUUCACCAAGUACGGCACGGCGCUCGUCGCCGCCUGCGUCAAGGUUGGCACCCACUAUGCAGACAUCACUGGCGAAGCGCCUUGGGUAAGGAGUCUCAUCGACAAGUACCACGCAGAGGCCAAGGAGAAGGGCGUGUGCAUCGUGCCCAUGUCCGGCUUCGACUCCAUUCCCGCUGACAUAGGAACGUUUAUGCUGGCCGACUACGUGGCCAAGGCACGCCUCCCGUGGGCACACGUCCCGUUCGUGGCUAUGCAGAAGUACGGAGCACAGCUGGGCGCGGUGGAGGCCCUGGUGAGGCUCAACGGUGGGUUAAGUGGCGGCACCGCGGCGUCGAUGAUGGAGAUGGCGAGCCAGGGCUCGGGCGGAGGCAACACGCGGACUUGGACCAACUUCUUCAUCAUGGCCCUGGUCAACACCCGCGUUGUGCGCCGCUCGAACGCUCUUCUGGGCGACGCCUAUGGCCCCAACUUCCACUAUAACGAAUACGCCAAGGCGAAGGGAUUGUUGAUGGCCAUCCUGUUCACCGUGGCCCUGUUCAUCUUCGGCAUCAUGCUCCGGGUCCGUUUCACCAGGGAGCACGUGCUGAAGAAGCUCCUGCCUGCCCCUGGCGAAGGUCCCAGUGAGGAGAAGAGGGCCAAGAGCAACUUCAGGUACGAGCUCUACGGUCAGGUGGACUACAGCAAGAGCGAGGAGCAGGCCGAGGGCAGGCCCAAGAUGGUGAAGGCUGUGGUGUCGGGCAGGGACCCGGGCUACACCGAGACCGCCGUCAUGCUCUCCGAGGUGGGUAUUGCGCUUGCCGAACUCAGCUCCCGCGGCGAGCUGCCCGUCAACCCGGCCGUGGGCUCCGGCGGCAUCCUCACCCCGGCUUCGGCGCUCGGCUCUCAGCUCGUCCAGCGCCUUCAGGCCGCCGGCCUCAAGCUCCACGUCGAAGAUCUGCAUUAA